GACCGCUCUGGCAGCGCCACCGCCACGAGAGCCCGGGACGCGGGAAAGACCGAAAGGAAGAGGAAGAGGCACCGGUGGCCAUGGGGCUGGAGGCGGCGCGCGAGCUGGAGUGCGCGGCGCUGGGCACGCUGCUGCGGGAGCCGCGGGAGGCGGAACGCACGCUGCUGCUGGACUGCCGUCCCUUCCUGGCCUUUUGCCGGCGCCACGUGCGCGCCGCGCGGCCAGUGCCUUGGAACGCGCUGCUGCGGCGCCGCGCGCGCGGCCCUCCUGCCGCCGUUCUCGCCUGCCUGCUGCCUGACCGCGCGCUGCGGACGCGCCUGGCCCGCGGGGAGCUGGCGCGGGCCGUGGUGCUGGACGAGGGCAGUGCCUCGGUGGCGGAGCUCCGGCCCGACGGCCCGGCUCAUGUGCUGCUGGCCGCGCUGCUGCACGAGACCCGCGCGGGGCCCACUGCCGUGUACUUCCUGCGAGGAGGCUUCGACGGCUUCCAGGGCUGCUGUCCGGAUCUGUGCUCUGAGGCCCCCGCCCCUGCGCUGCCGCCAGCAGGGGACAAAACCAGCCGCGCCGACCCCAGGGCUCCCGUCUACGACCAGGGUGGCCCUGUGGAGAUCUUGCCCUACCUGUUCCUGGGCAGCUGCAGCCACUCGUCAGACCUGCAGGGGCUGCAGGCCUGUGGCAUCACAGCCGUCCUCAACGUGUCCGCCAGCUGCCCCAACCACUUUGAGGGCCUUUUCCGCUACAAGAGUAUCCCUGUGGAGGACAACCAGAUGGUGGAGAUCAGCGCCUGGUUCCAGGAGGCCAUAGGCUUCAUUGACUGGGUGAAGGACAGCGGAGGCCGGGUGCUGGUGCACUGCCAGGCGGGCAUCUCACGCUCUGCCACCAUCUGUCUGGCAUACCUCAUGCAGAGUCGCCGUGUGCGGCUGGACGAGGCCUUUGACUUCGUUAAGCAGCGCCGGGGGGUCAUCUCCCCCAACUUCAGUUUCAUGGGGCAGCUGCUGCAGUUUGAGACCCAGGUGCUGUGUCACUGAGGUGGUGCCCCUCUGCCUGCCUGCCCCACUGUGCUGGCAGGAGCUGACUGUGGACUGGUGGGCUCCUCUCUGGGCCAGCACAGUCCCCUCACCUCUGGGAGGGCUGCUACCUCCUCAGAGUUUGAGAAGCCCCCACAUGGGGGCUCUAGGAAUGCUGGCAUCCUGGUCUUUCCGACCUGGUGCUCUUCUGCUGGGGGACUGAGGCUGGCCCUCAUUCGGGAUCGGGAACCGAGGGUGUGUCUGCUCUUUCCCACCCCAUCCUCUGGCAGAAAUCAGCUAGACUCUAUACCAUGGACUCUCACUGGUCCACCACCAUGUUGAAGCCCUUGGCAGCCUGAGAGCUCCAAGGAACAAGCUGUGACAACCAGGAGCCCUGUCUGUGGGUUCGUCCACCCAGGGCCUGGAGCCCAAGCCCUGUGUUCCUGGGGAAGCUGGGGACUUGGGAAGUGAUGGGUGUGUCGUGUUGCGUGUGUCUGUCUGUGAGCCUUUCACACCUGUGCUGGCGCUGGAAAAUUAUUUGUGCUCAGCUGACAUUUAACACUCCCUCCCCCGCUUCCUCCUAGCCCUGUGGGCAGGGGUUGGAAACUUAGCACUUUAUAUUUAUACGGAACAUUCAGGAUGUGUCAAUAAAAUAUUGUUAUAUUUAAAAAACAA
Messenger RNA from Nomascus leucogenys (northern white-cheeked gibbon), 1679 nucleotides. RefSeq names its product dual specificity phosphatase 2 (gene DUSP2). Gene Ontology annotation, biological process: protein dephosphorylation; negative regulation of MAPK cascade; endoderm formation. Gene Ontology annotation, cellular component: cytoplasm; nucleus. NCBI's taxonomy places the organism in Eukaryota, Metazoa, Chordata, Mammalia, Primates, Hylobatidae. Gene Ontology annotation, molecular function: MAP kinase tyrosine/serine/threonine phosphatase activity; protein tyrosine/threonine phosphatase activity. The record is from RefSeq and is a predicted model, not a curated record.